Molecule: messenger RNA, 1042 nt
Organism: Pogona vitticeps (central bearded dragon)
Lineage: Eukaryota; Metazoa; Chordata; Lepidosauria; Squamata; Agamidae
Gene: RPA3
Product: replication protein A3
Biological process (GO): base-excision repair; double-strand break repair via homologous recombination; mismatch repair
Cellular component (GO): nucleus; DNA replication factor A complex; site of double-strand break
Molecular function (GO): single-stranded DNA binding; damaged DNA binding
Source: RefSeq, a predicted model, not a curated record
UCAUGUCAUGCGUCUCUGGUUGCCCGGGUAACCGCUUUGCCUUCCUCGAGGAAAGCGGAACUAGAAUUUUUCCCGCCAGUUUGGUUCGAGGAAAGAUCAAGCGCGCGAGGGGGGCGGCGUGUGUUGUGGCCUCUUGUGUCGAGAUGGCGGAUGUGUUGGAAGGGCCUCGGGUUCGUGUCGCUGCCAGUCAAUUGCCGCAGUACAUUGGGAAGGCCGUUUGUUUCGUGGGACGUCUGGAAAAGAUCCAUCCAUCUGGGAAAUUCUUCUUCCUGUCUGACGGAGAAGGAAAAACUGCAACUAUUGAGUUGAUGGCACCUCUUGAGGAAGAGAUCUCAGGAGUCAUUGAAGUAGUCGGAAGAGUUACAAAUCAAGUAAAUGUCUUGUGUGCAUCAUACACCCAAUUCAGGGAAGAUAAAGAUACGUUUGAUAUUGCACUGUAUAAUGAAGCUGUGAAAACUAUCCAUGAGUUCCCCGAGUACUAUCCUUUUGCUACGAACUGACAUUUCAUUACAACUUCCAAGUGGACAGUUCUACAAUACUUAUUGAAGAUAACUAUUCAAGGAUUUCAUUUGGAAACAAAGUAGCUUAAAAUACUCUUGAGGCAUCUCGCAUUUCUAUGAUGAAGUUUAGAAAUUUCUGGAUUUUGUUUCUGUACAGUGGACCUUGAUGGUGCUGCAAUCACGGCAAAGAAAAAGCUGUCUUUUGUGGAAGAAUAGGGAAUAUGUGGCUCUCCAGGUUUUAUUGGGACAAUAGUCAGCAAACAUAGAUGGUGUGGUAGUGGGAAGAGAUAGCCCCACAUCUGGAAGGACACAGAUUCCCUGUUGCUGCUUAACUGCCAAUGCCAUUUCAGUUAUCAUGCACCAUCAUUUGACAACCAGUGUGUAGAGUGUAAAAUAGAUUGCUUUGAUAUUUGCAAGAGACAUUUUUAUGUAAUGUUAAAUACAUUAUGUACAAGACACUGCACUGAUGUUUGUAAGAGGCAUAUUUUUAAAAUUAGGAAGCAAUUCUGUUUGUAAGAAUAAAGCAUACAAAUGUUACCUGA